Molecule: messenger RNA, 979 nt
Organism: Linum tenue
Lineage: Eukaryota; Viridiplantae; Streptophyta; Magnoliopsida; Malpighiales; Linaceae
Source: the annotation of a GenBank genome assembly
UAGGGUAUCGCCAGGGCCCAUUGGCUUCUCCUUCCUCAUCUUAACGGUGAGUUACCCGACCCGAUCGGAUGCAUCGAGGAAUUUCAGGCGAGUCUCCUGAAACCUAACCUCAGUGAAGUGCUGCUUCUUUCCAAGUCAGCCUUCCGGCAGUCCGUCCGGCCACCAAUUCCGAUUUCUACUCGCCGCCCCGAGCCUGCUGCUUUCUAUGCUCCUUUGAUUCAGACGCAUCCGGCGUUAGACUUGUCUGGUUUUCAUUUAGAAGGCUGCUCGGGUUUAAGUUCAGCAGCUGUCCGAGUACUUAGAUAGAAAGAACGAUGAUCUCUGCUGGUAUUAAAGAGAUAUUGAAUAUUCAGAAGCUUCGUAGAGUUGUCUCUUACACUGGGUUCUUCGUAUUUACGGCUGCCGUUAGCUAUGUUUAUACCAACAAUACAACUAGGGCAGGUUUUUCUAGGGAUGACCAGUUUUAUGCAGCUUAUCCUGCUGGAACUGAACUUUUAACAGACACGGCCAAGUUGUAUAAAGCAGCAUUGGGGAAUUGCUUUGAGUUAGACGAAUGGGGUCCGAUUGAGUUCUGCAUAAUGUCUAAACAUUUCGAUCGCCAGGGGAAAUCACCGUAUGCAUAUCAUGCUCAAUACAUGGCGCACCUUCUUUCACAUGGACAACUUGACGGAAGCAGUUAGAAUGGAUGAUGAUAUUACAGUCCCGCCGCCCUCGUGAAAGAUUGAUCUAUUUGGAACGUCUACAAUGUUGUGCAUAGAUGGUGAGAAGUGAUGGAAGAAUGAAUUAUUGAUAGGUCUAUCCUCGUGCUGAUACGUUUUAGUUGAUGUGUAAGAAGGUAAAUUGGAUAUUUAUUCGAGUGUGGGUAAGCAAGCUUGCUUCCAAUAUUGACUUGCUCCAUAAUUUUUCUAAGAUGUAUGAGUUUGCUGAUAGAUGGAUACAAUGUUGUGGAACAUUCUCAUCCUCCUAUAACAUGAAUUAG